GGUAGCUGCGCCUAUAAAAGGCCAACAGAGAGACCACAAGAAGAAUAGAAACUUGAUCUUUGCUAAUCAUCCUCGGGCACUUAAAGAAACCAGAGAAAAGAAACAUGAGGAUAAUUGUCUCCAUAUUGUUUGUUGCGUCACUUCUUCUAAUCACUUCAUCUCUUGCUUCGGCUACUAUCUCAGGUGGUGGUGGCGCCGCGGCUCUUGCGCCGGAAAUCAAAGUGGGACCAGAAUUAGAUAAGUGGUGUGGAGGGAAGUGUGAAGUGAGAUGCAAAGAUGCAGGGAUGAAUGAUAGAUGUUUGAAGUAUUGUGGAAUAUGUUGCAAAGAGUGCAAGUGUGUUCCGUCAGGAACUUAUGGGAACAAGCAUGAGUGUCCUUGCUACCGUGACAAGCUCAGCAGCAAAAAGACUCCCAAGUGUCCUUGAUUCUCCCGUGACAAGUUCUGCAGCUAUGUUCGAUCCAACCAAAUUUUAAAUAAAUAAAAAGAAAGAUCCGGUGAACUUAAUAGAAAAGGAUCUUUUGCUUAUGAGUUUUUCUCUUCUUUUUAAGGUGUUAAUUGAGUUCUAGUUAUUAUGAUGUGGACUUAUAAACUUACAAAAAUCCAAAAUAUUUAUUGGCCCACAAAA
This is a messenger RNA of Brassica oleracea var. oleracea, 626 nucleotides long. Its product is annotated as gibberellin-regulated protein 7-like. Bases 105 to 425 code for a protein of 106 amino acids. The record is from RefSeq and is a predicted model, not a curated record. The transcript has 2 exons. Lineage: Eukaryota; Viridiplantae; Streptophyta; Magnoliopsida; Brassicales; Brassicaceae.